GCCCUCCGCUAUAAAACCAGUGUUUGUUUCCAUGAUCAUCCACCAAUAUAGACAGUACUCAAAAUUAAAAGGAGAAACUAGCAAACCAUGAAGAACCAAAUUCUCUUACCCCUCUGCCCUUUACUGCUCCUACUACUACUCCCUCCAACCACUCUCCAAUACGCCUGUGAUCCCCAUGUCCUCGACACGACCCAGCUCACCUUCUGCAACACCUCCCUGUCCUACGAGGACCGAGCAAAAGACCUCGUGUCCCGCCUCACUCUCUCAGAGAAAGUCCUCCAGCUAGUGAACAAGGCCGCUGGCAUUUCCAGGCUUGGUGUCCCUGCCUAUGAGUGGUGGUCCGAGGCACUUCACGGUGUCUCAAACACUGGCCCAGGUGUGCGCUUCAAUGCAACUGUGCCCGGUGCAACCAGCUUCCCUGCUGUGAUCCUCUCAGCUGCCAGUUUCAAUGCAUCGCUGUGGUACAAGAUGGGGCAGGUGGUGUCCACAGAGGCUCGGGCCAUGUUCAAUGCAGGGCUGGCUGGGCUGACCUAUUGGAGUCCUAACGUUAAUGUGUUCCGUGACCCCAGAUGGGGAAGGGGGCAGGAGACUCCAGGAGAGGACCCUAUGGUGGUGUCAAAGUAUGCUGUGAGCUAUGUCCGGGGUCUGCAAGAGGGGAACCUUACUGGUGAUAGGCUCAAAGUUUCUAGUUGCUGUAAGCAUUAUACUGCCUAUGAUGUUGAUAACUGGAAAGGAGUCGAUCGAUUUCAUUUCGACGCGAAGGUUACAUUGCAGGACAUGGAGGACACGUAUCAGCCACCAUUUAAAAGCUGUGUAGAGGAGGGGCACGUCAGCAGCGUCAUGUGUUCAUAUAACAGAGUAAAUGGAAUUCCAGCGUGCGCUGACCCUGACCUCCUCAAAGGAGUAAUCAGAGGCCAAUGGGGUUUGGAUGGAUAUGUUGUUUCAGACUGCGACUCCAUUGAGGUUUAUUACAACGCAAUCCACUAUACUGCAACACCUGAAGAUGCAGUAGCCCUUGCUCUGAAAGCUGGAUUGAACAUGAACUGUGGAGAUUACCUGGGCAAAUACACACAGAAUGCAGUAAACUUGAAGAAGGUAGAAGAAUCUGUUGUCGACCAGGCCCUGAUAUACAACUACAUAGUCCUAAUGAGACUUGGCUUCUUUGAUGGGGACCCGAAAACUCUGCCGUUCGGGAAACUGGGCCCAUCUGAUGUGUGCACGGACGAUCAUCAGAUGCUGGCACUUGAAGCUGCAAAGGAGGGAAUAGUUUUACUGGACAACAAUGGAGCUCUCCCCUUGUCCUCAGACACCACCAAGAGCCUGGCUGUUAUAGGACCAAAUGCUAAUGCCACCAACGUUAUGAUAAGCAACUAUGCUGGUGUUCCCUGCCGCUACACUAGCCCCAUACAAGGCCUGCAAAAGUACGCCUUGGUGAAUUACGAGCCAGGAUGUGACGGUGUGAGAUGCAGUGACAGUUCAUUGAUCGGUGCAGCAGCCAAGGCAGCAGCCACUGCUGAUGCUGUGGUGAUGGUAGUGGGGCUUAAUCAGUCCAUUGAGGCUGAAGGGCUCGAUAGAGUGAACUUGACUUUGCCUGGAUUUCAAGAGAAGCUGGUGAUGGAUGUUGCAAAUGCAGCAAAGGGGACAGUGGUUCUGGUGGUUAUGUCUGCUGGUCCAAUUGACGUUGCCUUUGCGAAGAAUGUGAGCAAGAUUGGAGGGAUCUUGUGGGUGGGCUACCCUGGUCAAGCAGGAGGUGAUGCCAUAGCACAAGUCAUAUUUGGAGACUACAAUCCAGGUGGAAGAUCCCCCUUUACUUGGUACCCGCAAGAGUAUGCAGAUCAAGUGCCAAUGACAGAUAUGAACAUGAGAGCUAACACCUCUCAAAACUUCCCAGGACGAACAUACCGGUUCUACACCGGCAAACCUGUCUACCCAUUCGGACAUGGCCUCAGCUACUCAACAUUCUCCAAGUUCAUAAAAGCAGCCCCAUCUACCAUACUCAUUCCUGUUACAUCCACUUCGACCCCGUUCACCAUUCUCUCAUCUAUCUUCACCACUGCCAUUGAAGCUUCAACUGUGAACUGCACAAACUUGCAGUUCGACGUGGUGAUCAGUGUCAGGAACAAGGGACUGAGGGACGGGGAUCACGUGGUGCUGCUGUUUUGGGAGCCGCCGGGUGCAGCAGGGGUGGCCGGGGCGCCAAAUGUGCAGCUGGUGGGGUUUGAAAGGGUGAAGGUGAAGCAGGGGAAGGCAGAGACAGUGACCUUGAGGGUGGAUGUGUGCAAGGACUUGAGUUUAGCUGAUGAGGAAGGGAAGAGGAAGCUGGUCACUGGGCAGCACACACUUGUGGUUGGAUCACCAGGUGAGCGCCGAGUGAGGCACCAUUUCAUUGUUAGACUGGCGCGGGGUGAAGGUGAAGGAAGCAGUUUAUCCAUGUAAUUAAAUUGUAAUUGCAGCACAAACUUACAUUUUAUCACUAUAUAUAUAUAUAUAUAUAUAUAUGUACAAGGUGACUGAAGGUGGAGGAGUCCACUCACGCAUUUGGAUCAUGUAAUUGCAAGGUCUAUAUAUAUUUAUUCUGAAGAA
Malania oleifera is the source of this 2583-nucleotide messenger RNA. Its product is annotated as probable beta-D-xylosidase 5. The coding region runs from base 88 to 2436 and encodes 782 amino acids. NCBI's taxonomy places the organism in Eukaryota, Viridiplantae, Streptophyta, Magnoliopsida, Santalales, Ximeniaceae. Gene Ontology annotation, biological process: xylan catabolic process; arabinan catabolic process. The transcript has 5 exons. The record is from RefSeq and is a predicted model, not a curated record. Gene Ontology annotation, cellular component: plant-type cell wall. Gene Ontology annotation, molecular function: xylan 1,4-beta-xylosidase activity; alpha-L-arabinofuranosidase activity.